Messenger RNA from Culex pipiens pallens (northern house mosquito), 1832 nucleotides. Its product is annotated as zinc finger protein 596-like. Gene Ontology annotation, molecular function: DNA-binding transcription factor activity, RNA polymerase II-specific; RNA polymerase II transcription regulatory region sequence-specific DNA binding. The transcript has 2 exons. Bases 182 to 1804 code for a protein of 540 amino acids. The record is from RefSeq and is a predicted model, not a curated record. NCBI's taxonomy places the organism in Eukaryota, Metazoa, Arthropoda, Insecta, Diptera, Culicidae. Gene Ontology annotation, biological process: regulation of transcription by RNA polymerase II. Gene Ontology annotation, cellular component: nucleus.
UAAAUAAACUGUGUUUUGAUUCGUGAGAUUUUUUUUUAAUUUGGUAGAAAAUUUCUACAUUGAAUUAUUAAUUAAAGUAUAAUUUAAAUUAACUUGAAUUGGGCUCAUGCGAAAUGAAACGUUUUUUGAAUUAAACUUUUAUCCAACAUCAAAAUAUUAAUAAAUCUUAACAUCAACGAAAAUGGACCAACCAGCAGCUCUAAUCACCCAAAUCAAAGCGGAACCACCGGAAAUGGUCAGCAUCCCGUACGAUCCAGCUUACACGGAACCGCAGUUACCGGACGACGGCGACCCGCUGCUCUCGGAAAUCAAGCUGGAACCGACGGUGAUUGCACAGGAACCGCCCCCCUCCGAAUCCGGCUCCAAACCUACGCUGAAGCUCGUUUCGCCGGAGAUUCUCAAAACCAUCAAACCGAAACCCGGUCCACGGCGGAUGCAGAUGGCGUGCCCCGAUUGCAACAAGGUUUGCACGUCGGCGGGUUUCCUGCGGCGACACAAGCAGUACUGCAACCCUCGGAACGCCGAUGGGUUGAUUCCGUGCAAGCUGUGUCCGGCGGCGUUCAAGAAGGUGAUUCGGCUGCGGUACCACAUGAACACGCACGAGGGGAACAAGACGUUCAAGUGUCGCAACGAGGGCUGCGUGGAGGCGUUUUAUUUUCCGGAGACGCGUUACAACCACGAGGAGGACUGCCGGAACAAGGAACCGUCGACGUGUGCGGUUUGCGGGGCCACGUUCCCGUUUUCGCGGAGUUUGAGGUCGCACAUGAAGCUGCACGAGGCGCCCCGGUUCGAGUGCCAGAUUUGCAACAAGAAGUUUUUUCACAGGAAAAAUCUUCGAGAGCACUGGUUGACCCACUUUAAGAACAAAGCGGAAGCUGCAGCUGCCGGUGGACAAGCCAUGGCAAGUAUGAACGAAGAGGGUGAGUCUCCGGAUGAGGAAGAACCGUCUGAAGAGCCAGCGCCGAGCAAUCAAAAAGACCCUGAAAAGAUUCACUUUUGCGAGUUAUGCGGGAAGAGCUUCCCGGUGGAAGAACAUCUGAAGCGACACAAGGAUUUCUGCACCGGAUUUAUUCCGGUAAAGAUAGAUCCUCAAUCGGUUGAGAAAACCGUUGAUAACCCUGCAAUCCUGGAUUGUCCAGUCUGUGGAAAGCGAGCAGAGUCCGUUGAGGCCCUCAAAGCGCACAUGGUUCAGCACGAAAAGGGGCGCCACAUUUGCCCCGUCUGCAACCGUGACUUUGCCUCGAAGGCAAUCCUCCGGACUCACUCGUUUGUUCAUACUGAUGAGCGUAACCACGCUUGCGAAAUCUGCGGAAAAGGCUUCAAGACCAAAAGAGCCAAAGUCAAACACUCAAAUUACAUGCACACCGGCUCCCGGCAGCACUCGUGCGAGAUUUGCAACGACACCUUCACCAACAGCCACAGCUUGCGAUACCACAUGAAUCGGCACACCGGAAAUACUCCGUACCGUUGCCAAACCGAGGGUUGCAACGAGGCGUUCCCCACGCCGGACGGGCGCCAACGUCACCAGGAUUACUGCGGCAAGGAGCUGCAGAAGGUGGGGUGCACGCUGUGUAAGGCCACCUUCAAGAACCGAAAGUACCUUCGGGUUCACAUGCUCGGUCACGAGGCCAAGUUUGAGUGCGGCGUGUGCGGGAAAAGGUUUGCGCAAAACUUCCGCCUGAAGGCGCACGUGGAAAAGGCUCACCAAGGUGGAGAGGCUGGUUCUGGAGGCGAGGAAUCGGAGGGGGAGGUAAGUGCGGAUGAGUCCGAGGAAGAAGCCGCGGUGAAACCGGAACCAGAAUAGACGAGCGGCGACGCAUGUGAAAAGGUUA